ACAGGAAAUGGUCUUUAUUUUUCACUUCAUAUAAAUUUGUGUGAAACACUUCUUAAAUAAGAUGCUUUUAUUACAAAAUGGUGACCUAAUAUCACAGGUCAAAGGUCAACAAAUAUGGAAGUAUGGGAGCGCAAAAUUUUUCCAUUUUGUGAAAGGAAAAUAAACUAGGUAGUUGUUUUAUCUGUAAUCCAUUUUAGUUUGUUGUCAAUGGGAGACAAGUAAGCAGAAAAACUGCAUACAAACUGUAACAGCAGUGCAUUGAAUAUAUUUCACUAGCGACGAUGAGUGAUACUGCUUCAAGUCAAGGCAGUACGGGCAGUAGCCCGCAACAGCAGCAGCAGCAGCAGCAACAACAACAGCAACAGAUGACACAGGCGAACACACCUGUUAGCUACCAGAGUUUACAGGCAAAUACUCCCAGUAGCUACCAAGGUUUGCAGGCCAACACUCCAGCCAGCUACCAGAGCUUACAGACAAUGCAAACAUUAGCUCAGAGUAACUGCAAUGUGGUGAACAGUCUGCCGCGGCCACUCAGCGUGCCAUCACUCUCACAGUCACCGUUCCCUCACACCCAGCUGCAAGUAAUUCACAGUCCUCCAGUAUUUCAACAGCUGUGCAGUCCACAAGGACAAUCUCUCAUGCUGCCCCCUGGUAGCCUUUCCCUCCAAGCGAUGAACCCACAGCUACAGUCAUUAAAUACAGCAAUGGCAGCUGCUAAUAAUUUGAAUCAGCAGCAACUGCAGGCAAUGAACUCAAACUGUGUGGCUCCACCUGCUGGGCAGGCACAGAACAUGAGCGUGCCUCUGCAGCCAAAGAGUCCCAAGUCUCCAGGCGUCGCUCACGUAGCCGGCACACCGACACCAACUGGACAGGCGAAGGGGUCGCCGACAGCACAGCCGAUGGUGCGGCCGGUACAGACGCCCGGCUCCUGCGUGAUGACCCCACAGAUCAUGUCCAAGCCGCUGAUGCAAAGCCCCAGUCAGCCACUCAUCCUCGGUCAACUAGGCAUGCUGCCCGGUCAAGCGAUGGCCACUGACCAGCACGGCAUCUUCAUGAGCCAGGGACUGCAGGCCAAACCCCCUAAGUCCCAAUCAUGUCUUCAUCUUCCAAGCCGCAGCCCAGACCCAGGUCGUACCAAGCCAGUUCAUGCAUGGAAAACACUAGCCCCGGUCAGAUGGUGAACAAGCAGGGGCAGAUCUGUAUCGCGAGUUCGCGCAGCAGCCGACGAUACUGACCACUCAGCCGAUGUUGACCACCCAGGCACAGCUGAUCAGCCA
This is a messenger RNA of Priapulus caudatus, 1277 nucleotides long. RefSeq names its product TSC22 domain family protein 1-like. The transcript has 6 exons. NCBI's taxonomy places the organism in Eukaryota, Metazoa, Priapulida, Priapulimorpha, Priapulimorphida, Priapulidae. Bases 282 to 1181 code for a protein of 299 amino acids. The record is from RefSeq and is a predicted model, not a curated record.